AUGUCUGAAGCUCUGAAAGAUCCAUCAUUGGGACCAGAUGAGCCCCAUGUACUCGACCCCAAUAUUUCAGAUCAAAAGCUCAAAUUUAUCUAUCGUCAAAUGGCCAACAUUCUACUCCAGCUCUCAGGAUUCAAAUUUGAUCAAAUCGGUUCGCUAGUUCAAGAUGAACAAGGCAACUUCUCUGCUUCCGGACGACCUAUCAUCCAAAACAUGAACUCUAUCAUCGAAUUCACGGAUGCUCCUCCACACUUACUUCCCUCAAAACCGCACACCAACUCUGAAGACUGGUACAAAGCCCUUGCAGACAUGCAUCUUCUGCAAUACACCUUUCAACAAAAUGACGCGGUGAAGGAGAAUGACGGUGAACAGAGCGUGUAUGACGCCUAUGUUGGGAGGCAACUUUUCCGAAACCUUGCUGCAGACGGACGGCUGACCACCGGACUUUAUUCGGAAGAUUUACGUCCUUCAAACGUUCUUAUUGACGAGAAACUCAAGGUCGUCGCAGUCUUGGAUUGGGAGUUUGCUUACGCGGCUCCAGCUCAGUUCUCGUUCGACCCUCCGUGGUGGCUGCUUCUCAAGGCCCCGGAAUGCUAUCCAGGGGCAUAUAUUCCUUUCUCAAAGGCGUAUGAGCUAAGGCUUGAGACAUUCUUAAGCGUCCUGAGAGAAGAAGAAGAAGACGAAGAAUGGAGACGCCGUAGAUCGCAACCAAGAAGAGUCGCUGGAUGCCAAUCGCCUAGUGUCAAGGUAGCAAGCCCAACUGAGGAGCCGCUGUCCUCUCGCAUGCGCAAAAGCUGGGAUACCAAGACUUGGAUGAUCAACUACGCGGCCAGAAACAGUUGGAACUUGGAAUUCCUGUUCUGGCGGUUCUUAGACCCCGAAUUCUUUGGCCCUGGAAACGAGUCUGCCGACCAUCACGCGAGACUGUCGCUUCUGAGCGAGCCACAACGCCAAGUGAUGCGAGAAUUUGUGGCGAUCAAAUUGGAAGAAUCAAAUGUGCGCGAGUUAAUUGAUUGGGAUACACAUGACGCGGAAACACAUCUCAAGAGAUUUUUGGUUUAG
Clonostachys rhizophaga is the source of this 1059-nucleotide messenger RNA. The record is from the annotation of a GenBank genome assembly. Lineage: Eukaryota; Fungi; Ascomycota; Sordariomycetes; Hypocreales; Bionectriaceae.